AUGUUUAAGGCACGCUGCAGUGAAGCAGACUUAGGGCCCAUCAGUCUAAACUGGUUUGAAGAACUCACUGCAGAAGCACCCCCAUAUGAGCCUAAAUUGUUAGGAGAACUUGGUGGCCCCUCUGUCUGCCCUGAUCAAACACCUUUUAAGACUCCAAGGGCAAAACCCUCCCCAUACAGUCAGCUGGCAUCGACCCCGCUCAUUUUUAAAGAAGAAAAUACGAUAUUGCCACCUUAUUCUUCUCCUGGAAAAGAGCUGGAUCAGAAAAAAAUAGGAGCAAGUGGGGAGAAUUUGUUCAGCCCAAGUAUCACAAGAAGAAAAACAGAUGAAGAAAAUGAAAUGCUUGUUUCCCCUCCCAGCACCUGCCAGAACUGCCUUGCUGCUAGUCCAGCUAUUUUAAGGAAUACUUACAGAACACCUCAGAAAAAUAACAUGCCUGGGCCAUAUGGAAGCUUGUUUUGCACACCAAAAUUUCUGCAGAUCAGAACUCCAAAACGUAUUUCCGAGAGUCUGGGAGCAGACGUGGAUACAGACAUGUCCUGGUCAAGCUCUUUAGCCACACCUCCUACACUUGGUGCAACAGUCAUAAUAGCUAGAGAAAAUGAUUCUAUUUCUGGAGCAAAGCAACAGGAUGAAAGAGCUGAGACAAUUUCGCACAACACUUCUUCCAACCACGAUGAAUGUCCUGGGAUGAGUGAUACAAGUAUGCUGUUGGUACCAGAGACAGCAAAGCUGACUGCUGAGGAUGACAUCAAAGAUUUUGAGUCGGAGAUGUUAGAUGGCUUAUUUGGUGAGAUGAGCAGCCUUGAGGACACAUUCAACAUGCCUGCUGAGUCCUGUGGAACUCUUGUGUUGAUGCCACGUGCUCUGGAUGCAGCAGAGAAAUGUGAAAUGAACACAGCUGAAGCACAAGGGAAGAGGGAAGUUCCUUCUGAGCAGCCCACUGGAAGAGAGGCUGGUGCUUCACAGGAAGUGAAAACAAGCAGCUGCGCUGAAAAAAGCCACUCUGCUGAAACGAAGAAUCCUUUACUCCAAAGCACAGAUGAAGAUCCAGGGGAUGAUGAAGAAUGCUGUUUAAUAGGACAUGAAAAGGAACUGGAGUCACUUAGGAUCACAGAUGCGCAAGAUUGCAGACAUGGCAGAACACACAAAUGCUCUGAGAAUGAGAAACCUGUGAAAGAUGAUGUGCCACCUUCAAGCCAGUGGUCUCAGCUGAACUUAUCUGAUCUUGAUGUGGCUCUCUUGGAAAUGCCUAUAUGUAGCUCUCCACCCUCUGACUUAUGCAGAGAGAGAAAUUUAGAAAAGUCAGUAGUAAUGACCAAGGGUGGUGCUGUGGAAACCUCUUUACUGGAUGCUUCUAGCUUGGUAACAGCACAACAGCUGUGGAGUGUUGGUCUGUCAGAAAAGCACUGUGAAGUGAAAAAUCCAGAAAACCCAGCAGCAGAAAUCACUCCAGUAAAAUCUGUAUCUCUGAGCUCUCAAGAUCCAAAGUUAGUAAAAGGAUGUGCAGCUGAAAAGUUUUCCAAAAUGAGCUUCUUUAACUGCAACUCCUUUUUAAUCGAACGGACAAACGUCACGGAAUACUCCAUGGUCUACAGCGGCGUCUCUUCCAGGCGUGUAAAAACAAUUUCUCAAUCUGUCAUAAGGGAUGUUCUGACUCACCCACUCGUAUGUGGUGCUGCCUCUCCAGAUAACUGCAGUGACCCACAUCUAACAAAUAGUGAAAACACCCUUAAAAACCUGAAUAUGUUAUCCAGCUUGAGAAAGAGGUCCAAGAGAUUUAUUUAUACAAUAAACAAUACUUUACUGUUCCAAGAAGAGAAAAUAGAGAAAGAAGUAACCUCUGAAUUGCCUAUUCAUCCUGUAUUACCACAUCUGGAAUCUGAUUCAUGUGAAUUUAAAGGCUGUCAUAUGGCCGGUAUUGAUGAGCAAGGCUGCCUGCUUCUUGCUGAGAGAAAGCAUUUGAAAUCAAGUAUCAAGGAAAAUAAUUUCAGCACUUGUACAUUAAAAAUGGAUAUUGUGGGUAACUCAUCUGGUGACUCCUUCAGUGACCGGCUGAAGCAACAAGACCUGAAAGUCCUGGGGGAAAACGCAAGAGAGGAGCAACCUGCUACAUCAUUAAAAAGCUCAGAAGUAUCUAGUACACAGAAAGAAGGAACAACAGAUUCUUUAAACAGUGAAAUAAUUUCAGAUAUUAAACGUAAAGUCCUGGCUUCAGCAUGCCUAAUGGCAAGAAGGCGUUCCAGAUUGCUCCCUAGAGGCUCUUGCUUAGAGAAAGGUGGGGGAGAGAGAUGUGGGAGUGCUAAAGUGAACGGUGGAGCUGCUGCACCACGGAGCCUUAAAGGACAGCUUGUGUGGGCUUCUCCUGGGGAUAAUGAGCUCCUGAUGGAUACACACCAUGGCAGUACCUCUGUGACACACGGCGGCCUCAGUAACAAUUUGAGUCAGAUCAACUUUGGCAUAAAUGGUGUCAGUAGUGAUUGUUACAAUAAAAUGGCGACUGAUAAAAGGCAUGCUACAGACCAGUUGUCUGUAGCUGACUGUAGAGAAGUACUUGGACCUUUGGGAAUAAACUGCUCCAAAAAUGAUAGUACUGGAUUAAAACCAGAGGUCAAACCAGACGCAGCUGUUUCAGAAGUUGUAGCUGAAAACAGAGAGCCAAAGUCAGUUGUUAACAAUGAUAGCCCAGGAGCAGCUGCUAGCAGUUAUGUAACUGUGGAGACUAAUAAAGAAUUGCUAGAUUGCAAAGAUGAUAAUUCUUUAAAUGAAGUGAUUUCAGAAGAAGAUAAACGAGUAGCACCUGUGUAUUCCAGCACAAAGUCAAAGGAGAACCUACAGCAUAAAGGGAAAUCAUCAGGAAAUCUGAAUGCAUGCAGUUUGAAUCUAGGCUUUGGUGGCUUUCAGACUGCUUCCAAUAAGCAGAUUACAUUCUCUGAAGUCAGUAUAGCAAAAGGUAAAAUGCUGUUCAAAGACAUUGAAAAGGAAUACUUUGAAGCCUCUUCUAUGGAAAGAGUCAGAAACUUUUCAAAUGAGGUUAAAAAGGAGAAUAAGUUUUUCUCAGAUUCAGAAAGCAAGAUGGACAGUAAUUUAUCUGAUUCUUUAGAUUCUCAGACAAGUUUUCUGGAGCCCAGGCAUACACAGAUUAUUCCAUGUAAAGCUGGCUUGUAUAAAAGCUUUCCUAGAAGUCAACAGUUCUUGCAAGGAGCAAACCAAACUUUGACAGCAAGCCAAGAAGCUGAAAUUGCUGAACUUUCUAGUAUCCUGGAAGAAACAGGGAGUCAAUUUGAAUUUACACAGUUUAGAAAGCAAAGUAGUGUGAUAAGAAGCCAUGCCUUUCAGCAGUUUGGGAGUGUAGAAACACGUGGGACAACACAUGUGGAAAGUAUUUCUGAAACAAGGACAGAGGCUGAUUUUUGUAGCGCUUCUAAUUCUGAAAAUCAAGUAAAAAAUGACAGUUAUUGUACUAAGGAGGAAGACAUAAAUAAAGACUACAAGGUGGUGGAAUAUGAAAAAGAAAAUGCAGUAGGUUCCCACAAAAAUUACAAAAAUAUUACCGCUGUUAACCUGGGCAGAAAUGGAAGCAGAAGAGCCGAUGGGAACUUCCCAGGAGCUGAACAGGACAGCUUUUCUGACUUCGUAGGCUUUACUUCUGCUGGAGGUAAAAAAAUAAAUAUUUCUAAAGAGGCUCUGACUAGAUCUGCGGAGCUCUUCAGGGACCUGGAUGAUGAUAACUGUUUGUUUAAAUCCUCUGAAACUAGUACUAGAUGUCACAAUACGAAUGGGCAUCUAUCUUCUGACUGUAACUUUGUCAGAUGCCUGACAAAAGAAAACAAAGGAAAAAUUGUUUGUCGUUCAGAUUCCAAAAGCUCAGGAGCCAUUUCCCACACAGGUUCAGUUUCCCAUCAUGCACAGAAAAAAAAUGAGGAAAAUAUUAAUGCACUGUUCAAGGAAGAUACAAAAAAUCAAACAAAAAUAUCAACGCAUGAUAAUGAAAAUGUUAAUUUCAGUAGUGCUAUCAUCGACAGUCUAUCAUCCAUGACAAAAGAUAGCCAGAAUCAUAAAACUUCCAAACUGUUUUUGAAUCAACGAGAUUUCCAAGUUGAAGGUAGUUUGCAAGAAGACUCAUCAGGUAAAACGCAUCUAAGAGAUGCUAUUACACCUGGAGAAGGACAUACCUUAAUUAUGUCAGAUGAAGUGGAGAACCUGUCUCUGAAUCAGAAAGGAGAAGACAGAAAGGAAAACGAACACUUGUCACAAAUAUUUCAAACUCCAGCUGGUGGUGAUCUAUCCAUUUCUGAUGCAGCUUUGGAUCAUUCUCUACACUUGCUCAAUGUACAAGGUGGAGGACAUGUAAAUGUUUUGGAGAACUCUGAUAAAGAAAAGACAUACUGUAAAAAUAUGGAAGGAGAAAACAACACUCAUGAUAAGAACCUGUUAGUGAAUGAAAGCAGAAUAAAAAUAGGUUCUUACCAGCAUCAUCAAACACCUUUUGAGCAAGAGGUAGGUGUUGGAAAAAAUGAAGUGAAAGGGACUUAUCUGACCAGUUUUCAUACUGCUAGUGGCAAGAAAAUAACAGUCGCUGAUGGAUUAAUGGCUAAAGCUGAACAGUUUUUUGCAGAAAAUGUUGAUGUAGGAAAGGAACAUAAUGAUGAUUUUGAGAACCCUAUAAAGAAAAGGAAGUGUAAAAACAAUGUCAAAGAUGGUGAUUUACGUAUUGAAAGCAUUGCUCAAUGUUAUCCAGAAAAACUUGGUGAAAAGCUUGUUCCUGAAGAACUUGGAGAUCAGCUUAAGCAGGCAGCAGAGAGCAGUCCCAUUAAACAUGCUGUGAUUCUUGAUACGUUUGGUAACGUAGGUGGAGAUUGUGAAAGAGGUUUAGUAACCUCAUAUGUACAUAAAAGAGCUGAUGUCAGACCUGGAAAGUCAGAACUAGGAUCUCUCCCUGGGCAGGAGAGUGGUGCUUUAAGUACGACUUGUGUGUCCGAAGGUGGAAAACUGUUACCAGAGAGAGAGAUGGAGUGCUCGCCAAAGAAGAGGGAUGAUUCAGAGAGCAUGCACGGUUUUCCUGUGCACUCUGCCACACCUCUGCAUUUAAUGAGGGUAUCACAUGACCUUGAAGAUAAUUCUGUGCCUGUAGGUAGAAAAAAUACUUCAUUUGUUGAGGACAGUAACAACAAAUCUAAUCAAUCCCUUGCCUUAACUCCAAAAAGUAGCUCUUCUUACUUGCCCUGUGACAGUAAGAAAUUUGACUUGGAAUGCUUAAAUGAAUCUUGUGCUGACACAAACUGCUUCACACAGACCAUAGGUAAUGCUUGCCAAAACAAGUCACCAGUCUGUCUGCCUGAAGAUGAAACUAAUUUAACCAGGUUAAAGGAAACAGUGCGUAAUGUUGAAGAUCAGAAGGGUGAUCUGGAACAAACUGUGUUUAGUACAGCCAAAGGGAAAGCAGUUUCUGUUUCAGAGAGUGCCUUAGCAACAGUCAGACAAAUGUUUCAGGAGGACUAUAGUGAAUCUGUAAAAUAUCAAACUGGGACUAAGUCAAGAAUUAGUCAAACAGAAAUUGCUGGAAAUUCACCUUCUGUCAUUCGUGCUGAGUGUCCUGAGUUUUUAAAUGCUGAAAGAAGUGAAGAUAUUAAUUCAGCUGCAUCCCAUUUUAUUAAAGUAAAUGCAAGCACUAGUGAAAAUGGUCACCAAGGUGCAUACACAUUUGUAGAUGCAAAGCCAGUUUCAAAUUCUCAGGGGCAAUGCUUUGACAAGAACAUGAAGCUUUUAGGGCACUUGCCUGUUCCAGAUAAGCAGCUCAAGCAGUCGGGUUCUUCUACAAGCAACCUUGGGUUUUUUAGUACAGCGAGUGGUAAGCCUGUACAACUCUCAGAAGAGUCACUCUCAAAAGCUAGACAGCUCUUCUCUGAAAUGGAAGGUAACUGUUCAUCGCUUGUACAGGAAGAGGUUUUAGUGGAGGAAGGUGUGGAGAAGCCUGAAACACACACUGAAGUAGUUCCUAGGAAAACAUGGAUAGAGUUACCAGAAAGGGAAGAAAAUGGCAGCAGUGAAUUCAUUUCAGAUCCUGCUUUUGGGUUCAGCACUGCAAGCGGGAAGCAGGUAACAGUUUCUAAAAAUGCCUAUCAAAAAGCAAAGGCAAUUUUAAAAGAGUCUGAUGACCUUUUCAGCAGUGGGCUUUGCAUUACAGAUCAACUUCAUCCACUUAAAGAGGGUGGUCGACAUGUAAAACCUUUAACUGCUAAAGCGAGCUCAGAAUCCAAAAUUGGAAGACGCUGCAGUGAAGACUUUGACUUAAAAAGCAUCAACCCUGAGGAACUGAAGUCUUUUCCAAGCACUCACCAUGUUAAAAUGCUUGAGUUUGUACCACAUAAGAAAAACAAGCAGUUAACAUCAUUUAAAGAUAGCUUUCAGCAAGAGGAGACUUGGUGUUUUGGAAACGGGCAGCUGAACCUGGGGAUGAAAACGGAGUCUGAAGCCAUUUCACGCAGUGCUACUGCUAAAGCAGAAAUGGACCUCGAUCUUCUCCAGACUCCAAAGCAUUACUUGGAAGCGGAGGCUGUAGAAAGUGCAAGAGCUUUUAUGGAAGAUGAUCUUUCUGAUUCUGGAGGACAAAUUAAUGCUGCACAGUCCUUCAGCAGCAGACUGGAUAAAAACUUUCAAAAUAAGACUUCUGGGAAGAGGCGCAUUGAAGAAGAAAACUCACUUGGAGAACCUCCAAUUAAAAGACAGCUCCUGCUUGAGUUUAACAGGACAGAGAAUCCCCCCAGAUCUUUGAAAGCUUUGAAAAGCACCCCUGAUGGCAUUUUCAAAGACAGAAGAAAAUUUAUGUACCAUGUUCCUUUAAAACCCAUGAUGUGUCAACCUUUUGGGGCUACUAAAGAAAGACAAGAACUCAGGAAUCCCACCCUUACUCUACCGGAUCAAGACUUCAAAGGAUUCAAAUCUAAACCUGCCAUUUUUCAACACUGUGCACUAAGGCAGUUUUCAGAUGGUACUUCAGGAGUUUCUACUCCAUGUCAGGCCUCAGCAAAAGAGAGGGAAGAAACAAGAAGCUUGUACAGAUCUGGCAAAACUGCUAAAACUUUUAUUCCUCCCUUCAAAACCAAGCUGACGUUUUCCACAGGUGAACAAAGCAGCAGCAAAAGGUGUGACUCGCCCACCAGCAAAAACAGUACUGAGGAGGUGGAAUUCACUCAGAUCACAACUCAACAAGAUCCUGAUGAGCCUCAGGACCACCAGGCUUGCACCCAGCAUGCAGAAGACACUGACCUAGAAAAUGGCAAUUUAGCUAUGGUCAAGAUGAUGACAAAUCUCCACUGUGCCAGAGAUCUGCAGGAAAUGAGAAUUAAAAAGAAAUAUAGGCAAAAUAUUAGCUCACAGCCAGGAAGCUUAUAUGUCAUUAAAACAUCUGCAAGAAACAGAAUCUCUCUGAAAACUGCUGUAGAAGAGAAGUCUCCUAGCUCCUACUCAGCAGAAGAGCUUUACACAUAUGGUGUUUCCAAACAUUGUAUACAAGUUAACAGCACAAAUGCAGAAUCUUUCCAGUUUCUCAUCAAGGACUUUUUCAGUAAGGAGGAUUUAUUAGCUGGAAAUGGGAUGCAGCUUGCUGAUGGAGGGUGGCUAAUACCUACAGAUGAGGGAAAAGCUGGAAAAAGAGAGUUUUACAGAGCCCUCUGUGACACUCCUGGUGUGGAUCCCAAACUAAUAACAGAGGCCUGGGUUUACAACCACUACAGGUGGAUUGUAUGGAAACUGGCAGCCAUGGAAGUGUCUUUCCCACAUGAAUUUGCUAACAGAUGUUUGACACCAGAAAUGGUGCUGUUGCAGUUGAAAUAUAGGUAUGAUUUGGAAGUUGAUAAAAGUAAACGAUCAGCAAUCAAAAAGAUAACGGAAAGAGAUGAUGCGGCAUGUAAAACACUUGUGCUGUGUGUUUCUAAGAUCAUAUCACUGAACGCCGCUCUGUCUCCGAGCAGUGGCAGUAACAAUGUGGAAAGUAAAAAAGCAGCAGCAGUGGUUGAAGUUACUGAUGGCUGGUAUGGGAUUAGAGCCCUUCUGGAUCCACCUCUCAGAGCUUUUUUACAUCGAAGGCGGCUGACUGUUGGUCAGAAGAUCAUAGUGCAUGGAGCAGAACUUGUUGGUUCUCAAAGUGCCUGUACACCACUGGAAGCCCCAAAUUCCCUUAUGUUAAAGCUUUCAGCCAACAGCACUCGCUGUGCACGAUGGAAUGCAAAGCUAGGAUUUCAUCUGGAUCCCAGGCCUUUCCCCGUGCCUCUGGCAUCGCUUUACAGUGAGGGUGGUGCAGUGGGGUGUAUUGAUGUAGUUAUUCAAAGAGCUUACCCCAUUCAGUGGGUGGAAAGGACAUCGACUGGUUCACACGUGUUUCGUAACAGCCGAGCUGAAGAAAGGGAAGCUGCCAAACAUGCAGAGCAUCAACAAAAGAAACUGGAAGCUCUGUUUGCAAAAUUCCAAGCAGAAUAUGAAAAGCAUGAAGAGGCAGCGUGCAGGAGGACGCCGAGGUCCCGCGUCCUCACCAGGCAGCACAUCCGCAGCUUGCAGGAUGGCGCGGAGCUGUACGAAGCACUUCGGGACGCGCCUGACCCUGCUGAUAUGGAGGGAUAUCUCAGUGAAGACCAAUUAAAAGCUCUGAAUGCUCACAGGCAGUUGAUGAAUGAUAAAAAGCAAACUCAGAUACAGGAAGAAUUCAAGAAGUUUUUAGAGUCAGCAGAACAGGAAGAAAAUGGUUGUUCCAAACGAGAUGUGUCUACUGUAUGGAAAUUAUGUGUGGUAGACUACAGAAAGCAAGAAAAACAUAAAGGAGUGAUUCUGAGCAUCUGGCGUCCACUGCUGGAUGUCUGUUCACUGCUAAAGGAGGGUGGUCGGUACAGAAUCUACCAGCUGUCAACAUCCCCACCCAAGGGAAGAUCAGACUCAGCUAACGUGCAACUGGCAGCAACAAAGAAAACUCGGUAUCUACAGCUGCCAAUAUCACAGGAGAUGCUGGCACAGAUUUUCUUUCCAAGAAAGGCUCUAAAAUUCACCAGUUUGUCCGAUCCUUCUUUUCAGCCACCAUGUGCUGAAGUUGAUUUAGUUGGAGUUGUAGUUUCUGUUAGCAGAACAGGUUUCACUACUAUGGUGUACUUAUCUGAUGAAAGCUACAACUUGGUGGCAGUAAAGCUGUGGGCAGAGCUCAGACACUUGGCUGCAGAAGACGUGGUUGUGCGCUGCUCCUUCAUUUCCGCCAGCAACCUGCAGUGGCAGUCGGAGUUCAGAUCAGAAGUGCCUGUGCUGUUGGCUGGAGACCUCUCUGUGUUCUCAGCCAGUCCAAAGGAGAACUACCUUCUAGAGAAGGUUAAUGAACUGAGAAGUAUGAUACAGGAUGUGGCUUCCUUUUGCUCUGAUGCAGAAAGUAAAUUGAAUUUGCUACGAAGAAGUGUCUCACUUACACCUGGUGUAACCAAAAGAUGUGCCCUGGAAUCCCCCUCUCCUUCCUGCAGCUCGGCUCUUUACGCAGAGGAUAAAAGUUUGAUCUCUUCUAAAAUGGAAAUAAAACAUCCAAGCCCUUUGUCAACCAGCACACCAAAUACGAAACUUGUCACACAAGGGUCAGCAAAAAUGCCUUCAACUACUACAAUGAAUGAAGACCAUCCUAAAAACAGCAAAAAGAGAAAAGCCAUGGACUUCCUCAGUUGCAUACCUGCCCCUCCACCACUGACCCAAACAUGUUCCAUCAUUUCUCCAUCUUUAAAGAAGCCAUUUCAGCCUCCGCGAAGUUUGGGUUUGCAGCGCAGCAAAUCGUUGAACGAAACAAAUCAGAACAUUGGACACACCACACCCUGCAGAAAGCUGAGAGAAGCUGUCCACCUUCCUGACAACGACCUGGUCGCUGAUGAGGAACUUGCAAUGAUUAAUACACAAGCACUCAUGAAUAAUUUACCAGAAGAAAAGAAGAUUGCUUAUGUAAAUGAAAACAGCAAUACAAUAGCUACUAAUUCAUCUGAUCAUCUUUCCUGCUCCAGGUCUAUUGGGGAAGCAAAUAACUCAUCAAAAAGCAGUUCCCAAGUAGCUGAGGCUCUUCAGAAGGACAUAAAGGAACCUGACGUCUCGUUACCAGCCCCCAGAAUGCUGCAAAGACCAAACCCCCAAAAAUGCUACUGA
Merops nubicus (carmine bee-eater) is the source of this 10155-nucleotide messenger RNA. It is a transcript of the gene BRCA2, whose product is annotated as breast cancer 2, early onset. Gene Ontology annotation, cellular component: nucleus. Gene Ontology annotation, biological process: double-strand break repair via homologous recombination; regulation of DNA-templated transcription. The record is from RefSeq and is a predicted model, not a curated record. NCBI's taxonomy places the organism in Eukaryota, Metazoa, Chordata, Aves, Coraciiformes, Meropidae.